Molecule: messenger RNA, 1757 nt
Organism: Gastrolobium bilobum
Lineage: Eukaryota; Viridiplantae; Streptophyta; Magnoliopsida; Fabales; Fabaceae
Product: protein ABCI7, chloroplastic
Exons: 3
Coding region: 51-1508 (485 amino acids)
Biological process (GO): iron-sulfur cluster assembly
Source: RefSeq, a predicted model, not a curated record
AAUGAAAGAGGAAUAGGUUUGAGUUGAAUGAGGAGAGAGCACACAAAAAGAUGAAAAUGAGUGGCAUAGCAUUAGGAUUCACACCCACAGCCUACAAUCCCAGAAUCCCUUCAUUAAAAUCUCAGAAAAUCACCACAACCAAAACCAGAGUCUCAGUCUCAGUCUCAGUCUCAGUCCAACCACAACAAGCCUUCACCUCUGACCCCUUUGUUCUUGAACUCGCAGAAACCCUUGAAGAUUCCGUUCCCACACCACUCCCACUCCAGAAGCUCAGAGACUCAUCCUCCGAAACCCUUCUCUCAACUCCAUGGCCUUCUCGCAAAGACGAAUCCUUUCGAUUCACCGACGUUUCCUUCAUUCGCCACUCCCGAAUCCUCCCUGUCUCCUCCGACCCUUCGCCCCUCUCCGCCGUUCCCUCCGACACCCACUUCCCUUCUCUUACCAUCGUUGACGGCCACUUGGUACAGUCAACGGCAAACUUGUCGGAGUUUCCGAAAGGGGUUUACGUGGGUACCCUGUCGGGUCUCGCUUCGACGCCUAUGAUGGAAAAGGUGUCGGAAUUGAUGUGUGGAUUCAACGGUGGUGAUUUGUUUUGGUCCAUCAAUGGAAUUGGCGCUCCUGAUUUGACGGUGGUGUAUGUACCCGAGGGUUGCCGCGUGGAAAAGCCCAUCCAUUUGGGGUACUUUUCAAUGGAGGGUAGCAAGGAGGGUUCCAACACAAUGCGCGUUUCGAAUCCGAGGGUGCUGGUGGUGGUGGAGAAGGGAGGUGAGGUCGAUAUAAUUGAGGAGUUUUCCACAAUGGAAGGGAAUGAGAAUGAGUGUUAUUGGACCAAUGCAGCUUUGGAGGCAGUGAUUGGAGAAGGUGCAAAGCUCAGGCAUUCUUAUAUUCAGGCUCAGUCAUCUAGUGCAGCACAUAUCAAAUGGACCUCUGUUCGCCAGGAAUCAUCUAGUACAUAUGAGCUUACAGAGGUAAGCACAGGAGGAAAACUGGGCAGGCACAAUCUACAUAUCCAACAACUGGGCCCCGACACAGUGACAGAGUUAUCAACUUUACACUUGUCUGUUGGUGAUCAAACACAGGAUCUGCAUAGUAGACUUGUAUUGGACCAUCCACGGGGCUAUUCCCGUCAACUUCAUAAGUGCAUUGUGACUCAUUCAUUGGGACAAGCUGUUUUUGAUGGGAACAUAAAGGUUAACAGGUAUGCUCAGCAGACAGAUGCAGGACAGUUAACAAGAAGCCUACUCCUUGAACCUCGUGCAACUGUAAAUGUUAAACCAAAUCUCCAAAUUGUGGCUGAUGACGUCAAGUGCUCCCAUGGAGCUGCAAUAAGUGACCUAGAAGAAAGCCAACUCCUGUAUUUCCAAGCUCGCGGCAUUGACUCAAAGACAGCUAGAAGAGUUCUAAUUUUUGCCUUUGGGGGGGAGGUGAUAGAAAGGAUUCCUUAUUCUUCCAUUAGAGAGAGAGUAAGAAGUCAGAUUAAAAAUUUAUUGGAUCCAUCUCCUAAUUGAUCAUCAUUAUAGGUGUGAGCUAAAUGUAAACAUUUACAUUGCCCAGUAAAAUUAUGAAUUGAAAAUUUGAAAUCCAUAUAAAGUUCUUUUUACUUGUCUUGGUUUUUGACUAUAUCAUUGCUUCUACAAGAAUGAAGCGUGUAACUACUGUACUGCAUGUAACUGAUAACAUUUUGUGUUUCUUGCAUCGCCAUGUGCGACUAAUUUGUACUUGUAUUAUUUUUUUUCAAUGGAAAAAGUGCAUUUGUU